Molecule: messenger RNA, 2636 nt
Organism: Seriola dumerili (greater amberjack)
Lineage: Eukaryota; Metazoa; Chordata; Actinopteri; Carangiformes; Carangidae
Gene: mmd2a
Product: monocyte to macrophage differentiation factor 2-like
Exons: 7
Coding region: 338-1057 (239 amino acids)
Cellular component (GO): membrane
Molecular function (GO): pore-forming activity
Source: RefSeq, a predicted model, not a curated record
CACAUCUGAGACUCGGAACAAAACUCUACAUAGUUCCCCGCUCACCGCGAGCCGCGGCGCACAUCGCCUCCUCUCCGCCGGAUGGCUCGCUGUUUGAUCCCCGGACCAAAGCUCCGACACCGCGGUCAAAAGUCGUUGAGUUGCUGUUGGUGAAUAGUUGACCGACUCCGCAGGUCGUUGCCCCCGCUGGACUUAUGUGUUUAUGUUUGGACGCGCGGCGGUGGGACAUCCGGAAUGGGGGAUCCGUAGGAGGGGACGACGCUCGCUGGUGUGCCGCUGUCUGUAGAUAGAGCGCGAGCGCACCAACGCGUUAGCGCGCACGCGACCUACGCACGAGAUGGACUUGAAGAGGACGAAGUUUGGAAGGUUCAUGAAUUGCAGGGUGCCAGCCAGUAGGAGAUACCAGCCCACUGAAUAUGAACAUGCUGCAAACUGUGCCACACAUGGGUUGUGGAUCCUUCCUAGCCUGGUGGGCGGGUCGGUGCUCUACUUCUUGUCUGUGGACCAAUGGCAUCGCGUUGCCGCCUGGCUCUAUGGGAGCGGGCUCACUGGCUUGUUCGUCACCUCAACACUCUUCCACACCGCUGCAUGGAAAAUCAGCCACCUCCGGAAGCUGGAGCAGCGUUUCCACAUGUGUGACAGAAUAGCCAUCUACUUCUUCAUCGCCGCCUCCUACUCGCCCUGGUUGAUGCUGAGGGAGCUGGGCCCCUGGGCGUGCCACAUGCGCUGGCUGAUCUGGGUCAUGGCUUGUGUAGGAUCCAUGUACGUCUUCUUCUUCCAUGAGAGGUACAAGCUGGUGGAGCUGGUGGGAUACGUGGCCAUGGGGGCUGUUCCUGCUUUGGUCAUCCUGUCCAUGGUGGAGCGCACAGGUGUGUGUGAACUGGCAGUGGGAGGUGUCUUCUACGUAGUGGGCGUGGUCUUCUUUAAGAGUGACGGCCUCGUCCCGUUCGCUCACGCCAUCUGGCAUCUUUUCGUUGCCGCCGGAGCAGGAAUUCACUAUUACGCCAUCUGGAGGUACCUGUACUUACCUGGGCCGCUGCUGCAGACGGCCAGGUGACCAGCCGGAGAUCACAUGACUCCACACUGAGUCACAUGACCCAAGAAAAGCGUAAUUCACUCAUGAGAUCACUGUGUUUUGGAAACGGCUCACUGAAGCCGGACGUGUGAUGACUGAUAAUACGGUAUGAUGAUACUAUACAGCUCAUCACACCAGUCUGUACUGGUUAUACUGGUCGCUGCACGGACGCCAAUCUGUAGAGAAAGUGAGAAACGGCUGCGGGUGUGAAACUACAGUGAGUGUACCAGGAAGUUUAAAUGACCAAUGUUGAGUUAAAGGAACAGUUUGGCAUUUUGGGAAAUAUGUUUAUGCGUUUCCUUGGUGUUCAGAUCGAUACCACUCUCACACGUGUGUACGCUAAUUAAGAAGCUACAGCCAGCAGCCGGUUAGCUUAGCUUAAUUUAGCUUAGCACAGAAUCCGUAAACAGGGGUGAACAAGCUGACCUGGCUUUGACCUGACCAAAGAAUUAAAGUUACAGCUCAGUUGUUUAAUCUGUCUUGUUGUCAGGCAAGUUACUGCUGCUGUGCUAAGCUAAGCUACAAUGCUACUAGCUUUCAUAUUUACUUCACAUAUGUACAUACGUGUGGUAUUGAUCUUCUCAUCUAACUCUUUACAAGAAAGCAAAUAAAGAGUAUUUCCUGAAAAAUGUCAAACUGUUCCUUUAAACUUCUGUAAGUGAACUGACAACAUAUUGUCUGUGACAUCACUUCCUCAGCUUUCCUGAACAUCUGAAGUGAUGUGCCAAAACCUACCGGACACACAUUCCUCAAUAGUGGUGCUAACUAGCCGGGUCUAAAUAGUGGAACUGACUUUAUUUUACGUUCCAGUUUCAGGCCAGUAUAUAGCUUCUUCCUCUGAGGGCAUUUAAACUGUAAACUGUGCAGCAUCUUUGCUGUACUGGUCUUAGGUGAUCAAAGACUACAGAACGUAAUCUGCUGACCAUGUAAUAUCUGUGUGAUAUGAAUUAACUAACACCCUGAAACAGACUGACUGACCGUCUCUCUGUCAGGACGAGGUCGACUGAUUAGUGGAACUGGCCUCGUUGUGAUUUAUAUUUAUCGUGAAUCACACAAAAUCGAUUGUGAUGCUUUACUGUAACGUGAUUUAAAGAUGAAAAGUUCAUCAUAAUGUCACACUGACGACUGUAUUCUGGGUCAAACGUUGAUCGCACCGAUGAUCUCGUUCAGACGACCACGAUUGGCCGUUGUUUUGUUGAAGUGAUGCACUCUUAUCCUGAAGCACUUUUCUAUUAACAGCAGUGACGACUUCCCUAGAAUUUCCUGAAUAUGACAGAAAUAACACUUUAAAUACAUGUCGAGUAUAUAUGCAAAUUUUCCAUUUUUAUUUUCACAGUUUUGAUUUUUAUACUUAAUCCAGCACUUCAUAGGUCACACUUUCAGGUCUUUCCUAACCUUUAGUAGAGAAAAGAAAUUCUGUUUUAACUUUUAGAAAACAGAGCACUUACUCAGGAAGUGGAGCAUUUCAGUUUUGUUUUUGUUUUUUGUAAAUCAGAUGAUCUAUUUUGUAAAAUUGUAUGUCUGUGAAAUCACUGUAUUAAAGAAGAGACACUCUAUUACA